Micromonas commoda is the source of this 1893-nucleotide messenger RNA. RefSeq lists its product with no specific name. Gene Ontology annotation, cellular component: cytosol. The record is from RefSeq and is a predicted model, not a curated record. Gene Ontology annotation, biological process: 'de novo' cotranslational protein folding; regulation of translational fidelity. The transcript has 3 exons. The coding region runs from base 1 to 1893 and encodes 630 amino acids. Gene Ontology annotation, molecular function: ribosome binding; Hsp70 protein binding. Lineage: Eukaryota; Viridiplantae; Chlorophyta; Mamiellophyceae; Mamiellales; Mamiellaceae.
AUGGCCGUCCUCACCGCCGAGCAGCUCUCCGAGCCGCUCACCAGGCUUCGCAUCGGCUACGACCCCGCGCUCGUUCCCGCGGGCGGCGCCGAGGUCAUCGGGCAGUGCGCCUCGCCCCUCGCGGAUGCCAUGCCGUCAAACAUCGAGGCCGCGGGUCGCGGCUUUCACGAGAAGAUCCUCAUCAAGACGGGCGCGUUCGCGUCGCGCGAAGAGCUUCACCGCUCGCAGUCCGCCGCCAGGCUCUCGCGAAAAGCCUCGGUGGCGUCGUUCCAGAGCGACGCCGACGCGCAGGAGAACGACCCGAACUACAAAGGCCCCAAGCCCGACAUCAAGAUCGGCACCAUGGUCUGGGAGGACCACUACGACAUCAUGGGCCUCGGGCGCGAGCGUCACCUCGCCGACGCCGAGGCGAUCCGAGUGGCGUACAGAACCAGAUCGCUCAUGCUCCAUCCCGAUAAACUCAUCACGCCGGACACCACCGAGGAGGAGAAGGAGCGCUUGGACGACAGGUUCAAGGCGCUCAACACCGCGAACGAGCUCCUCAACGACGCGAAGAAGCGCCGCGUGUACGACUCCGUGGACGCUCCCCCGACGAAGCUGCCGAUGAAGUUUGAGACGGAGGAUUUCUUUGACAAGGCGAUUCCCGCGUUUCACUCGCUGUGCCGCUGGUUCGACGGCAAGGGCGACGCCGCCAAGUUCAUCGAGUCCGAUCCCGACGCGCCGUACGAGAAGGUUCGCAAGAUGUACGAGUUUUGGGCCAAGUUUAAGUCGUGGCGCGAGUUUCCCCACGAGGAUGAGGAGGAUCUCGAAUCUGCCGAGGACCGCUGGGGCCGCCGGCAGAUCGAGCAGGAGAACAAGAAGAAGCGCGAGAAGUCCAAGAAGGAGGACACGGACAAGAUCAAGCGGUUCGUGGAGCGCGCCGAGGAGAAGGACCCGCGCGUCAUCAAGAAGAGGAUGGAGGACAAGGAGGCUAGGGAGGCUAAGAAGAAGGCGAAGGGCGCGGGUAAGCGCGAGGCGGAGGAAGCCGCGAAGAAGGCUGCCGAGGAGGAGGCUGCCAAGGCUGCCGCCGCCGCCGAGGAGGCCAAGGCCGCCAAGGCCAACGCCAAGAAGGAGCUGGAUAAGCAGAAGAAGGCGUUGCGCAAGGAGAAGGCGCGGCUUCGCGAGCAGAGCGCUCGCGCCGACGGGUGGGUCGGCCACCCCGGCGAGGAUGACGUCGAGGAGUUGGCAAACUCCUUCGACGUCCAACGAUGCGACGAGAUCAAGGCGCUUAACGACGAACUCGAAGCCAACGAGAACGAGGACGCCAUCGUCGCCGUGCUCACCCGCGAACUCGCAAAGCUCGAAGGCGCGAAGAGCGAGGAGCGCAAGGCGGCGGCUGACGCCGCCGCUAAGCGAGCCGAGGCGGAAACCAAGGAGGAACAAAAGUCCGCUCCCUGGGACGACGAGGACGAGAUCAAGCUGCUCGAUAAGGCGUGCAACCAGAAGUUCCCCAUGGGCACGAAGGACCGGUGGGAGCGCGUCGCCGAGUACGUGUGCGAACACGGCGCGAGGCCGCGAACCGCGAAGGAGGCCGGCGUCAAGCCCACCGGCGACGAUUACGUCAAGUUCCAGGCGGCCCGCGACAAGAAGGGCAGCGCCGAGGUCAAGGACGCCGCCACCGAACGCAAGGAUUCCUUCACCGACGUCGACGUGAAGAUGAACGAUCCAAACGCGUGGUCCCAAGACCAGACCAAAGCCCUGGCGGCUGCGAUCGAGGCGGUGCCCAAGACGGCGGCGGCGAAGGACGCGGAUCGGUGGAAGAUGAUCGCGACCGCGGUGCCCGGGAAGGACGCCAAGCAGUGCUUCACGCGGUACAAGGAGAUGAAGGAGGCUCACAAGGCGGCCAAGGCUUAA